CCAGCGAGUACAACACAGAGUCAUUAUGGUGAGCACAGUGAAAAGUGCAGUGACUUGGAUUUUAUUGUGUUUCACAUUUACGUACUGCGUCUCGGAGACUCUCCUAGUGGGCUCAGAGAGAGGUAUCAAGAUUCUGGAGGCUGUUACGUCACUUCCAAUAACAAUACAUCAGCUGCUACCUUAUGUUCUGGCUACUUCUGUGGACUUCCGGUACAAAAAUAGAGACAUCUACUUCAUAUCGAACAAUCAGAUAUUGUACUCAUACUACAGUGAGUAUACGGACAGUCAUGCAGAGCCUAUCCCCAUCAUAUCUACAGGACAGAGGCUGGUAGACUUGGCUGUGGACUGGAGGGACUUUAAGCUUUACUACACAACUGACAAUGGUGGCGCCAGCAGCACCAUCUACGAGGCGGCCCUACUGGGUGCUACAGUAGCGCCCUUCUUAGAGAUAAUGGGCGCCUCCAUCACUGACUUGGCGCUAGACGUCUAUGACAGGAGAUUUUUCUACAUCAAUGAUGACGGUCUUUACAUGUCUUCACUUCAUGAGAAGAGGUCAUUCUCCGACCACUUCAAGUAUCACUUUUCUACAAUCACUCACAACAUAACAGCUGUGUCUAAGGUCUCUGUAGAUCAUCACAACAAACACGUAUACGUCGUAGGAUAUGACGAAAACCACCACCAAUGGCAUCUAGUGAGCACCGACUACCUCAACUCCUACUCCACCCUUCUGUUUAACGGGGGGGAGCUGGCUCAGCCCUUCGCCCUAGGAGUGUUUGACGGAGUAGUAGUCUGGGGAAGCAAGACUCAUGGAGAAUACAUCGUCUACUCCUGCAAACUAACCCCUGCCUGUGAUAUUGACCAACUAGAGAUCGUCUACAGGUCUGAAGAGGUGAUUCAUGACAUCAAGUUCUUCAACUCACACACACAGACGCCAGACCCUGACACAGCCUGUGCAGAACUCAACUGUUCGCACAACUGUACAAUAUUGUCUCAAUACACGGUAGAAUGCACCUGCCCUGCUGGUCUUACGAUUGGAGGAGAGGGCAACUUAUGUAUAGAAGACAAAGUCACCCUUCUCAAAUUCAGAACAAUCGGUUCUCAGCUACAAGCGUUGGUGAUGGAGAUGAUAGACUAUGUUCUGCAGUGGCUGUCUUCUCCGAGUUUCUAUCUCACCCUGCUGAUCCUGCUCGUCAGCAUCGCAGCGCUGAUUCUGCUGUUCUGUUGCUUGUGUGUGCUGACGUGUUUACGGACAGAACAACGUUCGCUAAGGAAGAGCGAGUCCUACGACCUCAGUGAGACGAGACAAGCAGCUGGGGAUACGAUUGUGUGAUUGACAGUUUUUUAAAUGAUGACGCAUGGAUUAUUAAUUUUAUUUGGUAGUUUUUCCUGACUCUGAAAAAUCCUGCUGUGAUAAUACCAGAUUAAAGUUAGAAGGUCUGUUGACCUUUUGCUUCCGUAUACAGAGACUGCAUUUAAGUUUUAUUUAAAUCAAGAGGACAAUCAAUAUUUUUCAAUUGGCUUUUCUCCCUGAAUAAAAAAAAAAACACAUUUCGAUAAUUUGAAAACGGUUCUAGCUCUAGUUGAUCGUAAAAAACUAUCAGUGGGUGGUAAUAAAAUGUUCUACAAGAGCUACAACAGCUGACAGCUGGUACAACUGGUGGUUAGUAGAGUGGGAUGGUGAUCUCACUGUAUACCAUGCGCACUCGGCAGUCAUAGCAUUGACUAUAUAACACUACUAUAGUGUUAUAUAGUCAAUGGUCAUAGCCAGCUUCAAAAACUCAAAGUUACACAAAGUGUCUCACUUUCUUGAAAAGGCGAACUAAACUGUUUUUUUUUAAAUAGAAAAGUUUAAGACUUGAAAAAGGAAAAUGAAUUAUCACUAGCUCUCUUCUGCUGCGUAGAGCAAUGAUUCAUAAAAUAAACCGGUAUGAUAAAUAAAUAUGAGAUGCAAUCUUGUCUUUGGUCAUUUUCAACGAUAACACACUGGGCUUCUAGAACAUAUUCUUUUAUCAAACGGAAUUCAGAAACAAUUCAAGUUCAUGCAUUCACAACAUUAAUUGAAAAGGUUUACUUUGGUGUGUCAGCUGAAAAAGCUAUGUCGAGAUUCACUCCUUAAAGUAAUAUUGAUAGUAAUGUUUUACAUUAUAAAAUCAUUUAUUGUAGUUUACGCAACGAUCACGUAAAGACUAUUUACGCGAGUUGAGUACACUACUUUACCUACGACAGUUUUUGUUAUUGUUAACAUCACUUCUUAUAACUUCUAAAAGUUUUCUUAUGUUUCGUUUAUAGCCUCUCAUUGCCACUGACAUUGAUGCAACAAAUCAUUGUACGAUUACUAAACACUAAUUGCAGCACUCGUUGAAAUUGCUCUUGAACAGCUGAUUAUUUGAAGUUUAAAUCAUUACAAUUUUACUUCUUUUCUCUCAAUCCUCGAACCUCAUUGGUUCGACACAUGUUGUUAAGU
This is a messenger RNA of Macrosteles quadrilineatus (aster leafhopper), 2464 nucleotides long. RefSeq lists its product as uncharacterized. NCBI's taxonomy places the organism in Eukaryota, Metazoa, Arthropoda, Insecta, Hemiptera, Cicadellidae. The coding region runs from base 26 to 1330 and encodes 434 amino acids. The record is from RefSeq and is a predicted model, not a curated record. The transcript has 7 exons.